Coregonus clupeaformis (lake whitefish) is the source of this 4373-nucleotide messenger RNA. Its product is annotated as mucin-5AC-like. Gene Ontology annotation, cellular component: postsynaptic density. Lineage: Eukaryota; Metazoa; Chordata; Actinopteri; Salmoniformes; Salmonidae. The record is from RefSeq and is a predicted model, not a curated record. Gene Ontology annotation, biological process: inhibitory postsynaptic potential. The coding region runs from base 513 to 3887 and encodes 1124 amino acids. The transcript is spliced from 4 exons.
UGUAUCAUGUUGCUGUGAUGUGAGCAGGGAGUCAGGAAGGAGGAGAGGGACCAAAACAAGAGAAGCAGAGAGGGAAUAAACUGAGGACGGAGCUGGACUACAUGCCUAGUUUGAGGGAGCCAGAUUAGCAGUGACUCAGAGCUUUUUGAAUACUAACCACCAGAGAAUAUGGCUUUGCACCACUGUUUGCCUGCAUAGUGCAUAUUCAUAUGAGUUUGUGUGUGCCACCGAGGGACUGAAAGGGAGAAGGGAUUCAACCUUAUCAAAAGAGAGUCACUCAGUGCCCCCCUUCUCAAAGACUUGGAGCAGAGGAGUACAGAGGAGGGAGACAAGGUGGUGAGGGGGCAAGGGGGAGAGGGUGACCCCCACAUCUGUACCCAGAACACCUAAAGGACAAAGUGAGAAAAACCACAGCUAGACCCAGGGCUUGACAAACGCUAACAAUGAUGUGAUGGUAAAGGUGGACACCAGCUCUCCAGGGAUUUUAGGCCUCUGAGCCAGUUGACCAGGUGAUGGGGAGACGGGCGGCUGACCUGACCACUGCUGUGCCAGUACUGGGAGUUCCUGCCCUGGUGGGGGUGCGUGGUUGGAGGACAGCAGGAGGGGAAAGGGCCGGUGAAGUGCUGCCACUGACAUGGGGUCCCCAGUGCAGCAUCGGAGUGCAGACUUCACCCGGUGUAAGAGCCCCACCCAUCCUGCAGGGCACACAACUAAUUGGCCCAUUCCCCAGGCAAUCAGACAGCAGGAUUACUCCCAAAUCCAAUGGCUACAUCCCAAAGGAGCCAAAGGAAGAGGAGGGAAUCAGACGGACUAAGAGUGUCAGAGAAAGAGUGGCUCUUUCAAAACAGAGGAGUUUAGAUUCCAAGAUCAAAAAGGGUGUGACUUUUGAAGGAAUUUCCAGUAAGCUCACAAAGAAUGUGCUCUUCAACCAAUGGAAAAGUGGGACUUAUUGCUAUGCCCGAGCAAUCAAGACUAACCCACACUUAUCAGGGGGCAUGGGGAAUAGCAAGCUCAAAGGAAGGCAGGACAUGCGCUACACAAAUGGCAGUGUAGUUGACUCUGAGGCUAUAGGAGGGAUUUGUAUUGAUGGCAGUGAUGAGGCGGAGCCUGUCUCGACCAUGUCCUCUAGAGUAGGGGACCAAUCAAAACCUAAAGAACAUUCUGUGGCACAUUCAUAUUGUGGGAAUGCAGAACGACCACCUGCUCUCCCACCUCUCCAAAUGCCCCAGCGGAUCUGCAGCCACUGUGGAGGGAGACAGACUGUGGUCGCUGGAGCUGGAGAUGGAGCUGGAGCUGCCAAUCUGGGAGAUAAGAGCCCUUCCUCUGCAUGCCCUGAAGGAACAACAGCCAUGAAAACACCUCCUUCACUCACAGACAGAAACCAUCUUCCAACUUCACAUACUGAGAAAGAGAGAGACUCUGCAUUCUCUCCUCUGAGGAUUGCAGACAGGGAUCGGACACAAAGCCAGUGGACACACACAGACUCUCUAUCCACCCACCCCCACUGUAAUCCCCCUAUUCAGAACAACAAAGACAGGAAACCCAAUCUGCCUGAAAACCCACCACCUGCAUGGCAAAAUGGAGAUCUGAAACAGACUAAUAGUUAUACCUCACAUCCUACAUACCCCCUGCAUUCCACUAGCAGAGACCCAGUAGAAACCCUAGACACACCUUCACAUGCACACUCAGACAAGCCAACCAGCCUCACAACCAUCUUACACACAACAAUGGUUACAGUCACCAAGGCAACAAUUGAACCCAGGCGUGCAGAUGCCAACUUCCUUGAGACCCCAUCUCACUUGAGUAAGAUUCCCCGACCGACACCGCUCAAACUUUCUCCCCAAAUCGCCAUAGCCACAAGACCAAACACGCCACGCACACACCGUAAGCAUCCAAAGACACCCAGACACCCAAAUACACAACCCAACCCCUCAAACACUCAACCUUACCCUGUAAACCCACCACACAGAACCUCUCCUCCAAACCAUGUAAACCCAUCCUGUGUUAUGAAACCCCCUAAGCCUGAAAACACACCACACACAACAACACUUUCUAUCACUGCUACAACAUUACAUAGAAGUGCACCCCCUUAUCCCACCAACACACACGCAACUAAACCCCCUAACUCUGCAAACGCACACACAGCUACACCACCUACCCCUGUAUGCACACCGACAACAACAACACUCCCAAACACAGCUACCACAAUGAUAUAUAGAACACUCCCUAGCCAUGCUAACACAUUACACACAACUACAACUCCAGCAAACACACCAUAUUCCACCACUCUGGCUAACCCUUAUAUCACAUCACACACAACUACACCCACAUACUAUUAUACCACAAUACACCCAACAACACGCCCAAAGCCUUUGUCCCUUAACCCUAACCUUUCAAACACACCUAUAUCCCCUUACUUAGCUUAUACAUCCCCCAAAACACCCCCCAAUGUUGAUAACGCGUCACAAACAACUACACCCACUCACUCUUCAAAUGGGUUACACAUAGCUAGUCAGCGUCAUCCCUCAACCACAUCACUGACUAACUGUAGACCAUUGAUCAUGACACAGACACAACACAAUAAACCACCUGACCCAUCAAAUAGAUCACAUAAGGUAACAUGUAUAAAGACACAUACUGAACAAACCACUGCCUAUCACACAAACACUCAUAAACGAUUUGUCGUUGAACCAAUAAUGCACGCAAAUGUAUAUCCAAAACUACUGACUGUCUCCAACAGAAACACACACUGUAAUCCUGUCAUCGUAUCACAGACACAUGAGGAAAGGCACUCUAGAAUGUCCAAUGCAUCACAGGUCACUAACCUCCCAAAAUGCAUCACUGAAAAGGAGACAAACAAAGAAGGAGAAAAGCAGGGACACUUUGUCACAAACCUAAAACCUGGGUCUGAGCCUCAGCUACAUUCACACACAGAGCACAUUCCCUCCAGCGCAUUCAGACUUGACGGGCAGAUAUACACAAAUGACGUUCCACCUUCCAUCACACCACAGACACAAACAGACCCUAAGGCCCUCAUUGCAUCACAGAUGAACACUACUGCACAUGUCAAACCCGUCACCAAAACACCAAACCACAGAAACACAGACUUCAGUUCCACAUCAACGCCAAACAAACACACAAGCCCCACACACCGACUCAUACCACAGGCCCGUCCAUACACCAUCACUGAGCUCCUCACACACACAGCCAUAGACCCCAAGUGCAACCGCCUUUUGCCGCCAUCACGCAUGGCACACCUAGCAUUCUACACCCUCACCCAUCCCAAUCAGACACACCAGAUGAUCCAUCCAGUAUUACCAUUUUUAUCGUCAAGCACCACCCCACAGCCCUCCCUAGACGAUCCCAGGCUGGCUCACUCCCACCCGGCAGACGCAGCCCUGCUGCCCCCUUCCCCACAGUGCAGCAAGCCAGCCCCUCUCCAACGGAGGCUGCAGUUUGUAGAGGCCAACCUGGCAGCCAACCAGGACAAGAUCACUACCCUUCUCAACAUCAUCCAAGACCUGGAGAUGAGCCAAGCUCUCAGCAUGGGUCGGCGAUGCUACAGGACAGGGCAGGACCUCAGGGAGUGCUCCACCUGUCAGAAGACUGCUUGUAUCGUCUACAGUGUGGAGUAUGACUUCAGGCAGCAAGAGAGACGUUUAUUGGAGGUUCUGAAUCCUCAGAGGGCUGACAACAACACUCCAACAUUUCCCCCCUACCUGCCUCACAACCCCACCUUGCUGACGAAUGCCAUCACUAAGACCAUGACCAAGUCCAAGGUUAAAAGCAAAAAGUUGUGCAAGACGCUUUUCCGAUGGCUGCCUAGAAAAAUUCAGCGGACAAAGUCCUCCUUUCACCAACUCUCUCCAGAUCAUUUGAACUCCUAGCAUGUUAUCCAUGAGGUAUCCCCUGAAAUAUAAGAUAUGAUGUCCCUAUUACAGCAAGCAGCACUUGUCAUCGUGGAAGACACGUCACUUCCUGUUCACAUGAUAGGUGUUCUGAAAUCUGAUUUGCUCCUUUAAGGUUCAUUGACACCCUAAUGUCCAAUCAGAACAUAGUAUGAACAGGAUAUCCCCAAUAGUAACUAGAGACCUUUGCCCAGUCUAGCAAGAGUAUAUCAUAAGGGAAAACAUCAUCCUUCAGAUGAAAAUCAUGAACUUUCGUCCAAAGCACAUGCAAUAGUUUUGUUGAACUAGAUAUGACUUCCAAAAGUUUCCUAGAUUGCAAUCACCAUUUUUCAGAGUAUAUAGUAGAUGAAACGUCCACUUAGUCAUGUUCUAUAGUAUCUUGUAGCUAAGUGUUGCCGUCCAAUUACAGAUUCCCCCUACCAGCUUAUCCCAGGGUAAAUGUAUCUACCUGAUUUUUUUUUUGAA